AUGGCCAGUACCACCCACGCGUACGGUACGCAGUCAGAUGCGUAUGCCGCCGAGAACGAUGUCAUUCCUCGCACUUCUGAGAAGGGGAGGAAGGUUAGCCUUGGCAAGGCCCCUUCUGAGGGUGCUCUGAACGAUUCCGACGAUCUUCUGGCGGCCAUGGGCUACAAGGCCGAACUUGUACGCUCAAGAUCGACUCUCCAGGUUGCUUUCAUGUCCUUCGUUCUGGCCUCUAUCCCCUACGGAUUGGCCACUACGCUCUACUACCCGGUCGUCAACGGUGGUCCCGUUACCAUUAUCUGGGGAUGGCUUGCGGUAUCUCUGAUUAUCCUCUGCGUUGCAGCAUCGCUAGGAGAAAUCACCAGUGUCUACCCUACCAGCGGUGGUGUCUACUACCAGACUUUCAUGUUGGCGGCUCCUUCUUACCGAAAGAUCGCCUCAUGGAUUUGUGGUUGGUGCUUCGUCGUCGGCAACAUAACGAUUACUCUUUCCGUCAACUUCGCUACUGCUCUCUUCUACGUGGCAUGUAUCAAUGUGUUCACCGAUGCAGAAGGAAACGGCAUCUUCGCAGGCACAACAUGGCAGGUCUACCUGAUCUUCCUUGGUGUCACACUUUUGUGUAACAUCGUUUGUGUCACUUCGAACAAGUGGCUCCCAUGGCUCGAUACCUUUGCCAUUUUCUGGACUUUUGCCGGUGUCAUCGCCAUUGUCGUGUGCGUGCUUGCCAUUGCGAAAAACGGACGCCACAGCGCCGAUUACGUCUUCACCACCCUCGACACCUCUAGCUCUGGAUGGGUUCCCGGAUGGUCGUUCAUGGUCGGACUUCUCCACGCAGCCUACGCAACCUCCUCGACCGGAAUGAUUGUCUCUAUGUGCGAAGAGGUUCGUCACCCUGCGACCCAGGUUCCCAAGGCUAUGGUUGGCACCAUUGUCCUAAACACUAUCUGCGGUCUCAUCUUCCUCAUUCCCCUCGUUUUCGUCUUGCCCGACCAGGCUUACCUCGCUGGACUCCUGUCCGGUCAGCCAACCCCUGCCAUCAUUGUGGACGCCGUGGGCUCUUCAGGCGGUGCCAUCGGCCUGCUGCUCCCGCUCAUGGUCCUCGGCCUGUUCUGCGGUAUCGGCUGCACGACUGCCUCGUCCCGCGCCAUCUACGCCUUCGCUCGUGAUGGUGGUAUCCCUGGUUACAAGAUGUGGAGGGUCGUUAAUACCAAGUUCGAUGUACCCGUCAACGCUAUGAUGAUGAGCAUGGUUGUUCAGCUUGCGCUCGGUCUCAUCUACUUCGGUGCUGCAGCCGCUUUCAACGCUUUCUCUGGCGUUGGUGUCAUUUGCUUGACACUCAGCUACGCUGCACCUAUCAUAUGCUCUCUGCUCGGCGGUCGCAAGCAGGUCGUUGAGGGCCAAUUCUACCUCGGCAAGCUUGGUCUGUUUUGCAACUUUGUUGCCAUCGCCUGGUCUGCCCUUGCGACACCCCUCUUCUGCAUGCCUACUUACCUUCCCGUCACCCCUACCUCGAUGAACUACGCUUCCGUCGUUCUUGCUGCCGUCAUCCUCGUCUCUACCGUCUGGUACUUCGUCUGGGGUAAGGCCAACUACGAGGGUCCCCCAACACAUGAGGACGCCGUUCUCGAGGCCAGGAGGGCCAGCUUCGUCAGCACUCACAGCAAAUAA
This is a messenger RNA of Macroventuria anomochaeta, 1665 nucleotides long. RefSeq names its product amino acid transporter. The transcript is spliced from 4 exons. Lineage: Eukaryota; Fungi; Ascomycota; Dothideomycetes; Pleosporales; Didymellaceae. Gene Ontology annotation, molecular function: transmembrane transporter activity. Gene Ontology annotation, biological process: amino acid transport; transmembrane transport. The record is from RefSeq and is a predicted model, not a curated record. The coding region runs from base 1 to 1665 and encodes 554 amino acids. Gene Ontology annotation, cellular component: membrane.